UGACAGCAAAUUAAAUGGAUGCCCCACGAACAAGUUAUAGAUCGCGCUUGAGUGUUAUUUUUUGUUUUAAAGCAGUGGAUUUCUUUUCUCUUCUUGUUUUGUAUCAAAAACAAAAAUGUUGAUCUCGUUUUUGCUCAGUGCUCUGAUUUUAUGCGAGAUCGAAGCGCUAGGCCAGCUCUCCCCCAGCGGAACCGGGACGAGACCCCCUCCUCUGCAUGUCGAUGAUGAGGGGAACUCGUUCUCAACGGACCGAGAGGCUCCCAAGCGACAGCAGCAAGUCCUCGAACGCUUUUCCGGUUCAAGCUUCACCCUGAAGGUACAGGUCACUGACAUGCUGACUCGUCAGUACCUGAGUCAGGCAGAGGUGAAUCUCUACGUCAAUUACACCAGAAUCAACACAGUUCUUACAGGGGACGACGGCAGUGUUUUUCACCAAGUACCUUUUCAAACUGGGUCACCUGUCACAGUUGUGGCGUGCAAGGACGGCUACAUUUGCGCAUUGCUUCCAUACAGAACUAUGAGGACACCAAUAUUUUCUUCGGUGACCGUACCACUAUGCCGUCUGACACAAGGAAACAUCUGGCUUUUUGAAGACUCUUUCCUGAUCACUGACAAAACAUCUGAUACUUCAUUAGAGCCUGUUGUCCAGUUCCCAAAGAGUCUGCUGAACCUGACCGAGGGCAGUGACAUCGCCUCUUUUAAAGCUUACUUGACCAUCCCGAAGCCACCUUUACAGGAACGAGACUUUCUCAAGACCUUGGCCAUCAUGAGCAGAACAACAGGAUACAUCAGCAUGGAAUUGAAUCCAGUUGCGGCAGUUAGUGUGCGGCUGUUCUCCGGAGACACAGAGCUGCAUAUCAGUGGACCCAUAAAGAUCAGCCUAACUCUUCCCGACAACUGUGAACUGCAGUCUUCAACUGCGGUUCCAGCAUGGUUAUAUAACCGCACCACUGGUGGCUGGAUGAGACAGGGAUUAGGGUCGGUGGUGUCAGAAGGUAGAAAACUGAGUUGGACAUUCACCGCUCCUCAUCUUGGUUACUGGAUUGCUGCACCUAUGCCAACUGUUGGACAUGUCUUUAGACCUGACAUCCUCAGGGACGUCUUUGUCCAUUAUUCACCUUUCCUGAUGGUCAUUCUCGGAGGAAUGCUUUGUCUUUUUGCCUGUCUUCUUGCUGGCCUGUUGUAUUGUCACAGAAACUCUGCAAGGCAAACUAAAGUGACGCAGAUGGUGCCACUGAUGAGAAAAGACCAAUCCACCACGACCGGCAGCAAUGAAGACAUUGAAGGAUCUUCUCAAUUUACCGAAAAAAGGGAUGACCAUCAUAAUGUCAGCGUAUCCAUCUAUAAUGGCAAUAUUAUAGCCAAUCCAAAUGCAUUGGCCGGCAGUGUUGAAGCCAAUGAUGUGAUUCCUUCAAGCAAUACAACGGAGCUGAUACGAGUUCCGGCUUCUCUAACAGACUCUCUGGUGUUUUACAACCAGCCUAUUGCCAUUCUGCAUGCGGCUGCAUUUUUCCAAGUGGAAGACCAACAAGAGGAUCUCCACUGGAGCAAGUCAAUGGCUUUGUAUACUGGUAGCUCAGAGAAACAGAGUGAAGAAAGCUGCACCCAAAAUGUGUCACCGAGUUCCUCUGCCACUGCGAACCAGGGAGGAGAUACCAAAAGACAGGUUGUCAAUUUGGAAAAUGCUCAGGUCCCAACAUCCAGAGGCCAGUAUAGUCUCCUGGAAUCUGCAUCAGUUCCAGAAACAUUAAGUAAAAUGCGGACUAGUAGACACUCGAUGGACGCCGCGACAGAACUUUCAAAAAUGCCUUCAUCGCAGCCUCCCCGGGCCUGGUUUGUGAGUCUGGAGGGCAAACCUGCGGCCGAGAUCCAUUAUGCCGUGGCAGAGCAGCAGCGGAGAAGAAGAGCGGCGGAAAGUCAAGAAACCAGUUUGGAUUCGGGCGUGGAUAUGAUCGAGAUGAACCAGACACCCGGGAGGAGAGCUGUAACUCUGGAGAGGAACACUACUUUUGUAAAGAGGACAUCCAGCAACAAACAUCCGUCGCAGUAAAAUCAUCAGUCAGUGUUCAGGUCUACAGUGCUUGAAGUGAAACAGCAUCAGAUGUAAUUACUGUAUGUCAUGAUGUGAGUGGCUGAGUUCACACAAUCAGCAUUCUAGCUACAUCUGCGAUAUAGCAGUCGUUGAUUUAAAAUGUGAUUCCUUUUCACUCAUUGUACUGUAACUGAACAAGAUGUGAUUCAUUCUUUCCUUCAUUAGUUUCAUCAAUUGAUAAGUUAAAUUGCAAAGCUUUUUUGUCAUUGAUAAUGACUCAUUUGGAUUGUCAGGUGUCAAGGGAAAAAUGUUAACCCUUAGUAGACAACAGACAGGACAAGCACACUGAGAAUAAUAAGAGAUACAAUUUAAUAAAAACUUGCAUACAAGGAGGCGGCACGGUGGGCGACUGGUUAGAGCGUCAGCCUCACAGUUCUGAGGAGCGAGGUUCAAUCCCCGGUCCCGCCUGUGUGGAGUUUGUAUGUUCUCUAUGUGCCUGCGUGGGUUUUCUCCGGGCACUCCGGUUUCCUCCCACAUCUCAAAAACAUGCAUUAAUUGGGGACUCUAAAUUGCCGUAGGUGUGAGUGUGAAUGUUGUUUGUUUGUAUGUGCCCUGCGAUUGGCUGGCAACCAGUUCAGGGUGUACCCCGCCUGCUGCCCGAUGAUAGCUGGGAUAGGCUCCAGCACGCCCGUGGCCCUAGUGAGGAGAAGCGGCUCAGAAAAUGGAUGGAUGGAUGCAUACAAGGAAAGAGUUAAAAUACAACAUGAUGGCUUUCAGAAGUGUCUGCCUUGUUCUCCUUUUUAGGCAAGCAUAUAUAUAUAUAUAUAUAUAUAUAUAUAUAUAUACACACAGAUACACACAUAUAUCUCAACGGGCAGUUAUCAUCUCCCUCAUGCAAGUGGUUGUCAAUUUGUGUUUACCACAGUGGAAUCAAUCUUUUCCAAAACCUCCAAAACCCUAACAUUAUCACACUGAGUUGUUUUUGCCAUAUAGUAUCAUGAACUAAACAUUUUCUUCACGCAAAAUAAUCUCUUUGUUUAUUUUCU
This is a messenger RNA of Phycodurus eques (leafy seadragon), 3078 nucleotides long. RefSeq names its product protein FAM171B-like. The transcript is spliced from 8 exons. The coding region runs from base 116 to 2050 and encodes 644 amino acids. NCBI's taxonomy places the organism in Eukaryota, Metazoa, Chordata, Actinopteri, Syngnathiformes, Syngnathidae. The record is from RefSeq and is a predicted model, not a curated record.